CUUGAUGAUGAUGGAGCAAGCAUACUCUACCUAAGUAUCCCAAAAAGAUGUGACUGGUGUGUAUUUAAUUACUGAACGUGAGUGAGUUGAGAAUUGCAGCCAGCAGAGAAAACACCUUCGGAUUCGUGUGAAUGGUGGAGGUUGUGGAAAAGAUUUUUCAUAAAAUUACUCUGUGCAUGGGGCACCAGUCAUAUGUCAGGUGUUGAAUAGUUAGGACCAAUUUUUCAGUCUCUGUGCAAAAAAAAAACACCGUUGGUGUUGAACUUUUUUCUGGGGCUCUAUCUCCAUACAUUCGCGAAUUUAUAAAACGUGACUAAACUACAAUAGAACACCUUUAUCUAACAUGUUCUAAUUCUCAAGAGAAUUUUUAGGAACUCUCAAUGGGCAAGUUUUAAUAGAAAAUUAUAAUGGUGAAAAGUUAAUUAAGUGAAAGUGGAAAACCCACUUGUUUUGUUUUUUUUUCGGAAUUCUUUUUGCGUUUUCUGUGACAGUUUAUUCACUCCAAAAUUCCAAAGGCUGUUGCUAACAUCACGAGACUAAUUUUUUAUGGUAAAAUAUUCAAUGAAAGAGUUUGUGAAAUAAUUUGUGUGGUUGAGACUGAAGGCAAAAAGUAUAUUAAUCAAUUGUGACAAUGAAUCGAAAGUGUCUCUGUGAAUUAUAUUGAUAUAUCUAUCUAUAACUUUUGUGUCUGGAGGAAACGUGCAAUUUUCUACGAAAGGAUAAACUCACCUAAUAAUAAAUCUUUUGUGCUGACAUCAAGUCUUUUGACAAAAAACCACCUCAAAUGAUGGAAACGGAAAAUAUUGACGUUCUUUCGUCAUUUGAACCCCUCGUAACACGCUUCGCAACACGACGCAAAUCUGUCUUUGCUGAAACAUAUGAUCCUGAAAAUGAUCCAGAUGAUGAUGAAGGUGCCACUGCAAUUUUCCCCAAGACAGACGAACAGCGAUCGCGUCUAGUGGAAUCAGUGAAGAAUAUUCUGUUGUUCAGGUCGCUGGACAAAGAACAGAUGAACCAAGUGCUUGAUGCUAUGUUUGAGAAGAUAGUUCGAGCAGAUGAGUACAUUAUUCGACAAGGUGAUGAUGGUGACAAUUUCUACGUGAUUGAAUCGGGAAAAUACCGAGCUUUUGUCGGUGAAACUCUCAUCCAUACCUACGACAAUAGUGGUAGUUUUGGUGAAUUGGCACUUUUGUACAAUAUGCCGAGAGCGGCCACUAUUCAAGCAGCCACUGAGGGACAACUGUGGGCGAUGGAUCGACAAACAUUCCGGAGGAUUCUAUUGAAAUCGGCGUUCAGAAAGCGAAAAAUGUAUGAAUCUCUUUUGGACAAUGUACCAAUGCUAAAAGCGCUACAAAACUAUGAACGAAUGAAUCUGGCUGAUGCCCUCAUACCAAAAUCGUACGGUAAAGGAGAGAGAAUUAUUAAGCAAGGAGAUGUUGCUGAUGGAAUGUACUUCAUUGAGGAUGGAGCAGUGUCCAUUCGUAUUCAGCAGGAUGAGGGUGAAAUAGAGAUUUCUGUCCUGGGAAAGGGUCAAUAUUUUGGUGAAUUGGCACUAGUAACGCACAGACCGAGAGCAGCGUCCGCUUAUGCUGCUGAUAAUGUUAAAGUGGCAUUUCUUGACGUUGAUGCAUUUGAACGUCUCCUGGGACCUUGCAUGGAUAUAAUGAAGCGCAACAUUGAUGACUAUGAGGUACAAUUAAUAAAGAUCUUUGGCAGCAAAAAUAACAUUAGUGAUAUUCGAUAAGAGUGCUGCACUUCUUCUGGCUGCAUGAGGCAACAAAAGAUGACGACUGGAGGUGUGAAGGAAGGGGAUGGAGAGAGGGAGAGAGAGACAGAGAGAAAACAUGUAGAAAAUCACACGCUGUUUUCAAAGACAAAUUAAUUUAAAACAAAAGGAAAAAAAUCAUUAUAGUGGGUUGAUAGAGAAAAAAAUUGUGAAAAAAAUUAUAUCUCGACGUUUUCAGCAGCUAUUAGUGGAAGAAAAAAAAAUUAGUGGCAGAAGAUGCGAGAGAAAGAAAUUUUUAGUAAUUUAGUUAAUUCAUUGAAUAAGAUUAAGGAAUAAAAGUGAAGAAUAAAUUGAUAAUAAAUUUUUGAGAGAAAAUAAUUGGAAAAUUAGUGAGAAAAUGAAUCACUUAGUUAUCGUUACUGUGUUAUCACACUUGCACAUUAAAAUUUUAAUAUGAUUCACAUUAAUUGUCGCUGGUGAGAGUCCAAAUGUGUAAUUUGUGUGUUUAAAUCAUUUUAUAUUCAAAAUUUGAUCUAUUUGUUGAUAAAAAGGUAGACUUGGCUCGCAAAAUUUGAUAUAAAUUGAUUUAUAGCAUUAAUGCGAAAAAUUAAUGCGAUUUUCUCAUUAAUUUUUUAAUGUGAAAAAUAUUUAUGCUUUAGGUGAAUUUAAACUUAUUUUUGCAGGCCAAAUCCACUUCUUUAUCAAUAAAUAGAAAAAACCACAAAUAUUAAGUGACUCAAAGACACAAAUAACAUAAUUUGGACGCUCAUAAGCGACAAUUUAAUGUGAAUCACAUUAAAAUUUUAAUGUGGAAAUGUGAUAACGCCGUUAGACUUGUUUCUAAGCUUUUUUUCAAUGUGUUCAGAAACAUUUUAUUUCCUGUAUAGAAUUAUUCUAUAUAGCCGUUUUGUUGCAACUUUAAGUUUUGUUUCUAUGUUGAUUCAUCGCAUUAUGAGAUAAAUAUUUAGUGAUUGAAGGACCUGAAGUUUUUGUUCUUGAUUUUCUUUUGAAAGAUAAAAUCUCCUGCGUUUCUAAUUUUAGUAUUAAAAAAAAUCAAGAAAUAGGAAGAGAUAAAUGAAUAUUUAAAAAAAAAAUAAUAAUUAAAAAAAGGUAAAUAUUACAUUAAAAAAAACAAGAAAUUCGAUAAGUAUGUGUGGAAGGAUACAAUUAACUGUUAAGUGGUGUUACAUUUUUGCCAUCUGUGUCACCCUAACUUAUUCUUAACUGUGAAACCAUCCCUCUUCUAAAAGAAAAAAAAGACCCAACUAUUUACAAAAAAAAAACAUUCAUAGAAAAAGAAACAUCGUGAAGAAAAAUAUAUUAUAAAUAUUUCCUGCUGGAGCAACAAUCACUCUCAUUGAUUCCUUUCACGAAGGUGCUCUCAACAGAAAGAAGAAAAAAAUAACCUCUUGUGUAGCCUCUUUACAGUGUAUACAAAUAUUUUUAUUGGGUUUUUUUCUCUUUUUGAUAUAAACAAAACAAAAAAAAGAAAAAUAAGCAAAAGCACAUGAUAUAGAAAAUCACAAUCUUCAGUGGGAAUUUUUCAUACAAAAAAAAAUAUGGUUAAAUAUGGAAAAAGAGCUUAUUUAUUGUUAAGACAAUAUUGAUGAUGAAAAUUUACACAGUAUAAAAGUAUUUUACCUAAUAGAUGCAAUCUAUUUAUAUAUAUUUAAAAGAAAAUGGAAUAUUGAGAGAAAUAAUUAGAAAGGUAAAAAAAACAUCUCAUCUAAAACACUUAAAAAAAAAAGAGAUGCUAGAGAAGGGAAUAUUGUAUUUGAAAAGGAAAUAGAAUUUAUAGUUUAUUCUGUGAAUUAUUUAAUAUUCUUUCUAGCUGUUUUAUUCACUAAUUUAUUUUUCCAGGGGAGACAGGGGCAAUUUGAUACCAGGCGGUCCAUAAACGUUAAAAACACUUCUUAGCGUUCUCACAAACUAGACUUCUAAACAUGCAGUAUUUUUUUAGUUAUCAAGAAUGGGAGGAGCUUUAGUAAUGUUAUGGACAGACUUACGACUUUAGCUGAGAACUAAGCCGUUUCUCCGCUUAAGCCAACACUGAGGAAAAAAAAGAGGAUGCGAUUAACUUUUUUUCCUCGUAACUUUAACAUUUUUUAAGUGUAAAAAUAUAUCAACACUUUUUAUGUUAAUUUUACACCUUUUUAAGUGUGACCGAGCAGAUAAGUCAACGGAUACAGAGUUUUCUCUAUUGAGGUCCCUAGGUUCGAAUCUGAUCAGUUGCAGAUUUUUUUUAGUGUCAUAUUGGUUUUGAAUGCGUCUAGUGAAUGUGUUGAAAUUCUAACAAAAAUUGAGCCACAUAAAAAAUAAUUACAGGCGCCAAUACAAUAUUCACUAUCACUGAUCCACAAAUUCGAGACUACGAAGGUGCAGCGGAUACGAGAAGGCAAAUCUUAAUCUUUAUAUCAAAAUGCAGUUGAUUCUGAGCAAUUCAGAAGUGGCAGGACAAGAUUUAGAUAAUAAUAAUAAUAAAUGUGGCACAACUUCCAUAGAAGAACUUAGGCCUUCCCGCAUGGGAGAUUCGGAACAUCCAUAAUAAUUAUUAUUUUUUUUUAUAUAUAUGCGAUAUAGAUAGAUUUUGUCAGUCCUAUUCCCCGUGGAAUCAAGUGGAAUUGAAACACCUUGAAUGCAAUUCAAACACUUUUAAUGCAAGAAAAAUUCCUGGUGACCUAAAGGGGAUUCAAAUCCGGGAUAUUUGCACUUAUGUUUCCCAUGUGUUUCUAGCGUGCCGAAAAAACUUUUGAGUUUAUUAGCUGUUUUCUGUCAUUGUAGAAUGAAUUAUCAUAAAAUACAAAUACAAAAUAAAAGCCUAUUUAAUAUUGAAUACGCAACCAAAAACCCCAAAUUGGCAACCUACGAAGUUUUGGAGAUAUCUCGUGAAAUGUGUACGAAAACAGGAAAAAAAUUACACUAAAACCGGUCGCAUUUUUCAGAGCUAAUAUCACCCCCUGGCCUGAUCUCUCUGAAACAACAAUCAGACUAAUGCCUCUUUUUGGUUGUUGAGUGUAAGGAUUCAGCAUUAUAAUUUUGAGAAACUAAUAUAAAUUUUAUGGUUCAAAUUCAAAGAAAGACCUCAAACCUUGACUUAACCCUUUAAGGACGAAUGGGACACCGGUGUCCCAAAAAUAAAAAACACUUUUCGGACUAUUUAAAGGAGAAAAUAACUUUCUAUAGUCAAAAAAAAUUGUUUUUUUUUGUUUUUGGGACAAAGGUGUCCCACUCGUCCUUAAAGGCUUAACGCCUCUCAGCAGAGAAAUUCUGUAACCUCUGUAACGAUAUGACAAUGUCAUAUGAUAAAUUUUCGUGGUAUAGUCAGGAGCAGGGCAACUUUAAAGCCCAGUGAUAAUCGACAGGUCAUCAGGAAUCGAAUUUUUGAUUAGUUCUUUUGAAUUUACCAAAUAAAAAGCUUUAAAUUUGACAUAUGACAUUGUCAUACUAUUACAGAAUUCCUCUAGGUCUAGAGUUCGAAAAAAAAGUCACAAUAUUUCAGGUGUUCUAUUUCAUGCAAUGCACGUAUUCAACUAUUGCCAUAAACAGUUUGAGUGACUUUAGACCUGCUGCUUUUAAGUAAUAUGAAAUAAAAGUAAUAAAGUGUGCCAAUUUAGAGGUUCUGCUGGAAUGUUAGGUUAUGUCAUAAAAGUUAUCUAUAUAUCCAAAAAAUAUACAAUUUGAACAAUAUUUUCAAAAACAUAAAGGAAUUGAUGAAAAAUGCACUCUCCCUAAAUUAAGAAAAAUAACUUUAGGGAAUAUAUCAAUGUAGUUUAUUGUGGAAUAAAUGGAAUUUGUUGCGGAAAUUAAUAUCAUACGAUAAUAUCGAGGAAACACCAGAGAAAAAUGAAUUUAAUUCAGACUCCACGUAAAACUUUCUUCGCAUAACCUCAAAUUUUACAUUUUGAAUUCAACCAUCGUUCAAAUUUGAGGAACUCUACUGUAUUAUUCCGAAUAAUCAAAGUUAAAAUAUCAAUCAAAAUUAAAGUAUCUCAACAAACACUAAAAAAUCAAUAUACAAUUUAUUUCUCAUCUAAAAAUGGUUUAAAAAAAUAUAGUAAACAAAUUUGCUGGCUAUCAGUUUACAAGUUCUUUGCGUAACGUAAAAUAUUGCAGUGAAGAGUAUACAAUUUUUAGGUUAUGUAGGGAAAUUGAUUUUGUUUUUGUUGGGCUUAAUUCACCAAGAAAUAUGGAUCAUGGAUUUCUUUUAGGUUAUACAUAAUCAUAACCUAAAGGAUUUGUAAAAAGCUCAACGAUGAGGAAAAUUCCGAAAAUAGAAAAGAGGUUAGGAUCAAAGGAAUGUUUUUUUUUUGUUUAAGGAAUAGAAUAAAUUGAAAAAAACUUAAACAGAACAUAACUUAUAUUGUUGCAGAGUAUCUGGGAGGGACAAUAUCAAAAUAACAAUCAGAAAUUUCAAUUUCUUCGUUAUGUUCUCAUGCUUAAUCACAAAGAAUAACCAAAUUAUUUCAUAACCAUAAAUUCGUGUUAUUGCUUUAUUUUUAUUUUGAAAUUUCUUUAUCUUUCGUAUACAAUUCUUGAGAGAACAAUUAUUCUUCUUUUAACGUUUUUUUUUAAUCAAAUUAAGCAAGGUUUAUCAAAUUGCCCCACUCUCCUCUAAACAUUUUUUAUUCUUUGCUAAGUGACGCCUAAUUUAGCUGCUAGUUUUAUGUAAUCUAUCGUGCCGAAAGACGAUUUUACUUAAAACAGAAUAAAAUGAGAUAGAAAAAGGGAAUUCCAUUGAGUAGAAUGCUGGAAAUUUUGCUCAAUGUGAAGCGUUUUUUAUUAACUAAUUUAUUUACGAUUUUUCUUUUGCCAUAAUAUUAAAAAAAAAAUAUUCUAAAUAGAGUAUUUAAUACACAUUAGUCUCUAGUGUAAAUUCCACAAUGUUCUUUUCCGCCCCACGCAAGAGGAAAAUUAAAAAAGAAAAGAAAAACAAUCUGUGUUGCUCUAAAAAGAAUCUUAAAAAAAACCAGCAACUUUCUUUUCUUGGUGAAAGAAACAAUAAACAAAGAGGAGAAUUGAUGUCCAUGUUUUUCCAGAAACCCUUCCAAAAAAAAAGAAAUCCCCUCUUUUCUCAAUGUGACCAUAAUAAAAAAACGUGCAAAAGAACAGACGAAAUCUCCAAGAAAAGAUUUAUAAAUGAGAUGAAACAGUCCCUAACCUGUAGUGUUAAGAAGUGAUGCUGAAGAAGGUGAAAAAAACCUUAAAUAAUGGAAUUAAAUGUUUAUUUAUUACAUGUUGUGUACAUAAUCAAUAAGUUUCAGCUGAAAAUCAUAAGCAAACGAUCCCAAUCAUAUAAAAAAAACAUUUUAAUGAGAUGUUUUAGUAGGAAAAAAAUCAUUGGAAUAUUAAAAAAAACUAAAUUCGCCGUGCAAUAGGAGGAAAAAAUAGUUUUAUUGCUUUAGACGAGACAAGGGAGUCUCCAGGAAAAAAAAGUGAAGCGAAAAAUUGUGAAAAAAAGGCGCGAAAGUCUUGUACAAAAUUGGUCUAGUCUAGAAAAAUUAUUGAAUUAAUUUUUUGCCAUAAAAAAAAUGAAGAAAAAAAAUGAAUAGUAAAGAAAAAUAAAGAAAAGAAGCUACAUAAUAAAAAAUGAAUUAUUGAUAAGUAAGAAAAAAAAUAAUAUUCACUGUCCUUAUGCAAUUCAUGGUAAUCGACAUGAGAAAAAAAACAUCACCUUACUAUUCAGCUACAUAUCUUAUAUACAAAAAACAAGAAAAAAAUAUGUACUAAAAAAUUUAUCGGCACCAAAAGAAGAAACAAACAUGAGUUAUUAAAAGAAAAAAAAUUAGUGAAAUCACAUACGUUAUGAGAGAAAAAAACAAACAAAAAAGUAAUUUAGAGAGUGAAAAAAGAAGAAAUUAAAUAAAUUCUUAAUAAAAUUAACAGUUAGG
Messenger RNA from Phlebotomus papatasi, 7614 nucleotides. RefSeq names its product cAMP-dependent protein kinase type II regulatory subunit (gene Pka-R2). Gene Ontology annotation, molecular function: cAMP-dependent protein kinase regulator activity. The coding region runs from base 785 to 1744 and encodes 319 amino acids. The transcript is spliced from 7 exons. Gene Ontology annotation, biological process: regulation of protein phosphorylation. Gene Ontology annotation, cellular component: cAMP-dependent protein kinase complex. The record is from RefSeq and is a predicted model, not a curated record. Lineage: Eukaryota; Metazoa; Arthropoda; Insecta; Diptera; Psychodidae.